This is a messenger RNA of Lactuca sativa (garden lettuce), 1319 nucleotides long. Its product is annotated as transcription factor bHLH30. Lineage: Eukaryota; Viridiplantae; Streptophyta; Magnoliopsida; Asterales; Asteraceae. Gene Ontology annotation, molecular function: protein dimerization activity; DNA-binding transcription factor activity. Gene Ontology annotation, biological process: regulation of DNA-templated transcription. The record is from RefSeq and is a predicted model, not a curated record.
ACCCCAAAGCUUCUUUCUUUUCAACGCUCUCAGUUGCAAGCACUACCAAAACAAAACUAUUUUUUCAAUUUGAAGAUGAUGACAAUGAUAUCCAUAAAUCAUUUCAAUCAUGAACAAGAACCCACUUCGAUAAUCGCUCCAUUUUGUAUCUAAUCCGUCAAACUGAAACGAAAACGAAGCGAUAAUGGAAUUCCCUCCAAGUUUUUUCAAAGGGUUUACUUCUUCUGAGGAGUAUGCGUUGAAGGAGAUGAUGAUGAUGAGAGGGGGUUGUGGUCGGACGACGUCGUCUUCUUCAUUGGUGUUGGAUAAUGAAAGGGGAGAGAUAGUGAGAGCUCUGGUUAGACCUGGCAGUAUUCAUCAUCAUCAUCAUCAUCAUAAUUCUCAUGUUCAUCAUCAUCAAAAGGGGGCAAAAGCAGAGAAGGCUUUAAUGGCUUUGAGGAAUCAUAGCGAGGCGGAGAGACGGCGGAGAGAGAGAAUCAACGGCCAUCUCUCUAUGCUUCGUAGCCUCAUUCCAGGCACUACUAAGAUGGACAAAGCAUCAUUACUAGCCGAAGUCAUCUCCCAUCUAAAUCAAAUGAGGAAAACAGCCACCGAAUCCACCAAAGGCGUUCUUAUACCAAUGGACAUCGAUGAAGUAAAAGUCGAACAACAAGAUGACACCAUUGGUCUCAAUGGAUCCUCAUAUUCCAUUAAAGCCUCUUUAUGUUGCGAGUAUAAACACGAAGUCCUCUCAGAUUUGAAAGAGGCCAUCGAUGGACUCCAUUUAAAAACAAUUCGGGCAGAAAUUGCAACUUUAGGAAGCAGAAUGAUUAACCUUUUUGUAAUUACGGGUAGCAAAGAUGAUGUGAACAUCAAGGAUGUUGUGAGUUCGGUUCGCCAAGCUCUCAAAUCGGUGCUUGAUAAGUUUUAUGCCUCACAGGAGUUCUCGGAAAACAAUGCGCUUUCAAACAAAAGACGGAGGGUGUCAUUUUUUACCCCUGAAAACUCUUCUUCUUUAGGAGACUUUUGGUAAAUGAAGUGAUAUCUGCAAGGCCCCAUUUGUUACGCAGAACAGGAUAGGACAGAAUAGUAGUAGUUCAGUUGUAUGUGAAAAAGUCGAAAAUUUCUUCCUCAUAGUCAUGUCCCGUGUAACAAACGGAGCCUAAAUAGAUUGUGUUUCUAUGUGUUUGGGCAUACGAAAUCAAAUUUAACAUAUUUCGUUUCUGAUUUAGAAAUGGAAGGUCAUUUGUACGAUAGUUAAACAUAAUAUGUAUGUCGAACAAGUUAUUGUAAGUUUUAGUUGUAGAUAAUGAAAUCAUUACAUAGAUCUCUGUUCAUCA